AUGGGCUCCUUCCAGAAGGAUAAAACGUUCCACUGUGACGUGAUUAUUGUCGGCGCCGGGUUCAGCGGCGUAUAUGGACUUCAUAGAUUUCGUCAGCUGGGCCUCAAUGUGAAGGUAUUCGAGGCUGGGGCUGACCUGGGAGGUGUAUGGUACUGGAACCGCUACCCUGGACUCCGUGUUGACUCAGAAUGGCCUUAUUAUCAGUUGGGCAUCCCCGAGGUAUGGAAAGACUUCUACUUCACCGAACGAUUUCCGAAGGGCGAGGAGAUCAGAAGUUACUUUGACCACGCCGAUAAGGUGCUCAAUCUGAAGAAAGACAUCCAAUUCAAUGCCCGUGUCAAUUCCGCAACCUGGGACGAGACCCGGCUGCAGUGGACCGUGACCACUGAGGCUGGGCACACUGCCACUGCGCAGUAUCUGUGCCUCUUCACCGGCGUCCUUCACCGACAAUAUAUCCCGGGAUUUCCUGACCUUGGAGAAUACGAGGGCCAGGUCUUCCACUCGGCAGCCUGGCCCGAAGGUGUCGAUGUGACCGGCAAACGGGUUGCGGUGAUUGGAGCCGGAGCCACAGGAGUUCAAUUGGUACAGGAGUUAUCCAAGAGAGCCAGCCAUCUUACGCUAUUCCUGCGCCGGCCUCCGAUCUGCUUCCCAAUGAGGAACCGGCCAAUAAUGCCAGCGGAAGAGGAGUGCUGGAAACCCUACUAUGAGCUUCUCUUCGAUGCCAGCAGGAAGUCGCCCAUCGGGUUCCCCGUCUCUCGGCCUACGAAGGGUAUAUACGAUGUGUCAGAGAGCGAGCGGAAUGAGUACUAUGAGAAGCUAUGGAAAACCGGCGGUUUCCAUUUCGGAGCUGGGAACUACCCUCAAAUUCGCGUCGACAAGAACGCAUCACGCAUGGCUUAUGCCUUCUGGGCAAAGAAGACCCGCGUACGGAUUAAAGACCCGAUUAAACGCGACUUGAUGGUACCUCUCGAUCCGCCUUUCUGGAUACUGACGCGACGGUCGCCGCUAGAGAUUGACUAUUACGAGUCGCUGGAUCAGGAUCAUGUUGAGAUCGUUUCGCUGGCCCAGGCGCCGAUCCAGAAGUUUACUGAACGCGGUAUACAGACUGCAGACGGGAAGCACAGGGAGUUUGACAACAUCGUCUGCGCGACUGGCUUUGAGAGCUUCACGGGGUCGGUCGCGACGAUGAAUAUCCAAAGCAAGGAUGGUGUUUAUAUCAAGGACAUUUGGGCGAAGGGGAUCCGAACCUAUCUCGGGAUCCUGGUUCAUGGGUUUCCGAACUGCUUCUUAAGCUACAGCCCCCAAGCACCGACGGUGAUCGCGAACGGACCCACGGUCCUCCAGUGUCAGAUAGACUUCAUCGUCGAUGCGAUCGCUAAAAUGAGAGCGGAGAACCUUGAACGCAUUGAGGCUACGGCUGAAGCAGAAGAGGGCUGGAGACAAAUGAUCCUUGAAGUAGGAAGCAAGACGCUGGCCGCGGAAACGGACUCGUGGUGGACGGCGGCCAAUGUGCCCGGCCAGCCACGACAGUUCCUGACUUACGUCAAAGGUAUUGGGAACUAUGAGACGGAAUGCCGGGCCACGCUUGACGGCUGGAAGGGGUUUGAUGUGAGGGAGCGGCCUAACUGUGGCAAGGAUGGUGUCGAUUCCAAAGCCACGGACUAA
Molecule: messenger RNA, 1665 nt
Organism: Aspergillus nidulans FGSC A4
Lineage: Eukaryota; Fungi; Ascomycota; Eurotiomycetes; Eurotiales; Aspergillaceae
Product: flavin-containing monooxygenase
Exons: 4
Coding region: 1-1665 (554 amino acids)
Molecular function (GO): flavin adenine dinucleotide binding; NADP binding; N,N-dimethylaniline monooxygenase activity
Source: RefSeq, a predicted model, not a curated record